Molecule: messenger RNA, 1315 nt
Organism: Labeo rohita (rohu)
Lineage: Eukaryota; Metazoa; Chordata; Actinopteri; Cypriniformes; Cyprinidae
Exons: 5
Coding region: 95-1072 (325 amino acids)
Source: RefSeq, a predicted model, not a curated record
UUGUAGGCAGCCAGUUAACAACAAGGCGCCAAAAAUUUCAAAUAGGACCGCAAACAUCAUCCUGUUGUUUUACAUUAGCAGUAUCUAGACUGCUAUGGCUAUGUACUCAAGGCAAUUAAAUAAAUUGAUACGUCUUUGCAGCGGUGGAAGACAUAGGAAAUUAAUGAUCAAAUGGCUACAGAAGAAAGGCUUACUUUGCAAAGCACCAAGUUGUCGCCACUGUGGAAAAAAGAUGAGAAUUAAAGCCCACAAUGGACGUGAUGGUUACAUAUGGACAUGUCGAAGAAACACGCAUCGCAGGAUUACACUAUCCAUUCGCUAUGGGUCACUGUUUUAUAACUCAAGGAUCCCCCUGGUAAAGUGGAUGGAAUUCAUAUACAGAUUUUCCCAGGGUCUACAUUUAAGACAAAUUGAUUUGAUGGAAGACUGUGUUGCCAAAACUUCAACAACAUUGUCCAGAAUGAACAAACUGCUCAGAAAGGUUUGCAUUAAGGCAUUGAGGAAUCUGAAAAGAAGAACGGGUCUUAGAGUUGGUGGGAAGUCAAGACAGAAGUUUGUGGCUAUAGAUGAGUCUAAGUUCGCUCACAAAAGAAAGUUUAAUCGUGGCCGCUGUUGUACUACUUGGCAGAGAAGAAAAGGCUGGGUGUUUGGGAUAAUGGAGUUUAAAGGAUCUCGCCGCCUACCAGUCUUAAAGAUGGUAAAGGACCGUUCCAGGACCACACUGAUGCCCAUUAUCACAAGACACAUCAGAAGGGGGUCAACUGUUUACAGCGACAAUUGGAGGGCAUAUCUGAAUGCGCUACAACCACUAGGAUACAGACACCUAACUGUAAACCAUAGCAAAAAUUUUGUUGAUCCCCAAACUGGCUGUCACACACAACAUAUUGAACGGGCAUGGCUAGCCAUCAAGGCACAGGUGUCAAGAUUCAGGGGUAACAAGACUACAAAACUAUUAAGAGAACAUUUGAAAUUCAUCCAGUGGCACUACUGGCUGGGAAGAAGAAAUAGGAAAGGCUCCUUGGCACAGUUGAUCCAUGAUAUUAGAAAAGCAUACAGGUUUAGAUUUCACUGAAGAUGUAUCAUCCCCCAAUGCAUGACUUAUUAAUUUUUUUUUUGGGCUCUAGAUAAUCUCUGUUAUCAAACUAUGAACUAUAUGAUUGAUCCUGGUGCAUUACUGCACAGCACCGAUUUACUCUUUAUUUCCUGUACAUUACAGUGUUCUGUUCCUGUUUAAGAACAGUGUAAUUGUUCAAUUGCAAUGCCUGCUACAUUAAAUUAAAUGAGGUUAGGGUUAACAUUAUAAUGCAAUAAAUAA